Ornithodoros turicata is the source of this 1283-nucleotide messenger RNA. Its product is annotated as caspase-7-like. The record is from RefSeq and is a predicted model, not a curated record. Bases 170 to 1090 code for a protein of 306 amino acids. Gene Ontology annotation, biological process: proteolysis. Gene Ontology annotation, molecular function: cysteine-type endopeptidase activity. The transcript has 6 exons. Lineage: Eukaryota; Metazoa; Arthropoda; Arachnida; Ixodida; Argasidae.
CUUAUCUCGCUCCGAUAACGCAUUUGCGUCUUUACGGACGUUGUGUCAAUGCUCCAGAGUGGAAGUUUACCUCUUCUAGCGGCGUAAAUAUACUUUUAUACUGGUGUACAUUUUUAAAUGUAGAGUUGAUUUAUUAUCUAACGUUGACGGGAGUACGACAAGGCGUGCCAUGGAAACCACAGGGCCUACUAAAGGGGCGUCAGGACACACAGCUGUAGGGAAAAACGACCGUGAUUACGCUCUGAAUACUCCUCAGGGAGGUGUGUGCAUCAUCAUCGAUGUUAGAAACCCUGCACGCGUUACGAUGCCGGACUCUCGCAGAGGACCGAUACCUAUAGGGAAACGUCCUGACAGCUCACUUGCGGACAAACUGCAAAAGACAUUUGAGCAGUGCGGAUUCCAGGUCAAAGUUUAUGUUGACCCUGCUAAAGAGGAGUUGUUUCAAAUCCUGAAAGAAGAGGCGAAAGACAACUGGGACGUGGUGGCCUGUUGUUUCCUGACAUUUGUGCACCCGCUGACAGAUGAACUGUGCACCAAGGACGACUCCGUGAGCACCAAAGACCUCACGGAAACUUUUAACGGGGCAAAUGCUUCUAAACUCUUGGGCAAACCCAAGCUGUUCUUCAUCCACACGUCGAAGACAAGCCAAGAAAUAACCGUAUCCAGAACAUUGAGUGACACGACGUCGGGAUAUGGGUGGCCGGAUCAGCGUGAUUUCUUCGUCUGCAUCUCGGGACAGCAAACAGAAGGCAAGGGGUCUACCGACGCAUUCAUUGAUCAUUUCUGCAAAGUAUUCGACAAGUCUGCAAAGACCAAGGAACAACAGGAGUUUACCGCGUUACUCCGAGAAGUGAACAGAGAACUUCUGAAUGCUGCAGUCGACAAGAGUGAUAUUCGAUUGCCUUCCCACAUAUCAACUCUCACAAGGCGGUUGUACUUCCGCAAGGCGUCUGAACAGUCCGGAUCUUCAACGAAAGUUCCAGGAACUGAGGACAUCAAGAAAAAGACAACCAUGCACGGAACCCUGAAAGGAAGUCAGAAAGAACUUUUAGAGAUGACGUCGACACCGGAGCAGCCACGCUCUUCCUGAAGCAGAUAUGGAAUCCAUCUGCAAAGGAUCAAUACGUUAACUAUCGAUAUAAUAGAUUCGCGUAUGUUGAAUAUACAGUGUCAUUGACUUCACGUCGAGCAUGCGACAACCAUGCUCUUUCGAUAAUCCAUGAUAGGGUACGAAUAAAUACGUCUAUAUUGAAAAUUGUUAUUGAAUAAAAUAAGGAUUGAUA